GGCUACAAAACAUGUACAUAUGUAUCUGCAUCUGUAACUGCAACUUGACAGAUACGAUGCUAAAGGUUUUGGUAGGUUAGUCAAAAAUCAAUGUUUAUUAGAAAUCCAGUUUGUUGAUUGCCAACGAUCCAGAAGGAGUGUAUUCAAUAUUUCCUGUUUAAAUCCAAAUCUAAAUACAACUAUGGCUCAUCCACUUUUACUUCCAAAUAUUUUGGACAACAUUUUUUGCAACUUUUCACUAUUAGACUUGAAAUUAUUAAGACUUGUUAACCUGGACUGGAAUCAUGCAGCUUGUAUUGCAAUCUCAAAGCAAAACAUUAUAAAAUUUUAUUCAUCAAUUGAUUUGAAGUCCUACCAAGCCAUUUUUAACCAAUCCAUUGUUCACCCACAUACGUCGUUCAAUUUUCACUAUAAAAUUGCAGACAUGAGAGACUCACAAGAAGUUAAAAACUUUUUUGAAAAUUUUAACUUUCAUGAACACAUUCGCUCACUUUCUUUGACUAUUGGUGGAGAUUUUCUCAGUUUUAAAGAUUUGAUGCAUGUACUUCGUCUUGUCCCAAACUUGGAGUGGUUGGGGAUUCGAUUUCAUUACUUUAAAUGCCCAGAAUUAGAAGAGGAAAAUUGCGUAGCAGAAAUUACACCUUUAUUGUCGCUGCGUUGCAUAAACAUUGAAGUGCAAAGUUACGACGAUUGUUGGAACAGUACAACCAAUCUCAUAUGCUCCAUUGCUAAAGCUGCACCACACUUGGCAAAAAUUCACCAUCCCAUGUUUUGCGUCCCCCCAACAAAAUGUAGAAUCACGUCGCAAAUGAACAUUUAUCUCACCGAACUUGUUCUGGAGGAGAGCUUGACUAGUUCGUUGGCUUACCUGAAUUUUAUUAUAAAGUUGAAUAACGACAACAUUCGCACCCUCAUGCGCAAAAACUACCCACUCAAGAAUUUAUAUAUCAAUAUGUGGUACCCAGACGAUGAAGAGUUGUGUGUGACAGCCAAAUCCUUGACAGAUUUACUAUCGCAGCUGUCCCCCACGUUAGAAAAGCUUGGAUUGGAUUUCCCAUGGCGAAGAGAGGUGGCUUAUGAAUUCAAAUUUCAAUUUCCAAUAAAAACUCUGCAAUACUUAUCUCUCAGCGGAUUUCAAGGCUCAUUGGUAGGGUUGCUUAAUAAACUUCCGAAUCUGAGCAGUAUCGAACUUUCGCAAGUGGAUUUGUUUGAGAUCUUACCAGCUUCACAAAUUGUCCGAAACUACCCCACGGUCUGCAAACUCAGGCUAGAUUUCUGCAUCCAUCAAGUUGCUGGAGCAAUGAGUCGAUUGUCUAGAAUUUUUCCUAACUUGAGAUCCCUGUGCCUGAAUCAUGCUAGCGAUGAGAUUUGCAGAAUGAUUUUUAAAAAGAUGCUGAACCUAACAUACUUGAGAUUACGUGGAGAUGACUUAACGGAUGAAGGGAUUACUGGAAUACCUGCUGAAAUAGCGAAAGAAAAUAAUUUAAUCAAUUGCCCAAUGGAAAAAGGGGUCGCCUUACGAUGCUUUUCAUUUGUUGGUGAUCUCCCAAAAUUACGAGAGCUAAAAUUGGAAGCGUACAGAUUAACUGAAGCUUGCAUCAAGCACGGAAUUGUCCAUUGUAUGAAUCUUCAAUUUGUAAGUAUGGACACAACACUGGAUAAGAACGAUCCUUCAACAAUUGUCACAAGGACGUUUCGUCUGUCGGAGUAUGGGAAAAAAUUAUUGGCUGGCGAUAAGGAAGUGACCUUAAUUCUUCAGCAAGAAGUGGAAGUGGAUGAAGAUGAAGACGCGGAAAAAUUUUUUCGGAUGUGAAAUAUUCUCCACUCCGACAUGCAUACCAAUCGGGAUUAUGAUACAGGUUUGUAAACUUAUUUUCAUCAACAAUAAAUAACAGUAAGCUGCAUGGUCACUGAAUUUCAUAUUAAUCUGUAUUCAAUUAAAGAAACAUUUCUCUAUAUACUAUGAUGUAUCUAUGUGCAAACAUACUUGUGUGUGUGCGUUAAUAAAUUUAUUUUAAAUAAUUAUAAGGUACAGAGAUUCAAGAUUUCAAUAAAAGUGUAUCAGUCUUUUCGUUAAAGAUUACCUACAAAUUGUUAGCUUUGCGCACUGAAUGCAGUUGUUGCGACUCGUCCGAUUGACUAAAAAUCAAAAAAGGCCUUUCCCAUAUGCAGGGACUAUCCAAUUCCAUACAACUGCCAACAUAGCAAUGUGGCAUGUAAUCAGCAUUACGGAUGAAAACAAAAUCGCAGUAUUGAUAAAUGCGUAGUAUAUCCCCGGAGUCAUUGGUCUCUAUAUAAAAAAAUGUAUCGUCAUGUCACUAUUUUUACCUACUUAACAAGUUGUUAACAACAGUGUGCAAACUAAAACCAAUUACCUUGAGUAGCAUUGAAACUACUAACAGAAACUGAUUUGUACUUAAAAUUGUGAAUAUCCAAGUUAACAUCCGAUUUUCUUUUCUUAUCUGUGAAUUAAUACGUGUAAGUUUGCUCCGAACUGUAUCAAAUCACAAAAUUAUGAUGUAUUAAGGGCUUACCGCAAAGUACCCAAUAAUUAAGGAUAGGACUGCACAACUUAUCCCAAUUGGGGCUACAACCAAUGAGGAGACCCAAACCACGGUGUUGUCCUGAUUAAUUGUGGGGGCCAUUGACAUAAUGCAGGCACAAAUCGUCAGUUGGGUGUCAAACAUGAUCAAGCUUUGGAACCUGUACGCCAUGUAGGACCCCAGAAUAAUGUAAGGAAUGACAAAGACGGAAUAAACUGCCGACCCAACAUACUGGAGGCAAGAAGAGACAAGAAAAAUAUUUAAUGACUUUUUUGUGCAGAUCAACACCCUCAUGUCUUUAAAAAAAUGAAAAAUACUCACAAAGAAAAUGUCUUUUUUCAAAAAUGUGGUGGUAAACGUGAGCAAAGCCCACAUAAUUGGAAUGGUCAACAUCAAAAAUAUUAGGUCAAAAGGAUUAUGGUACUUGGUACCGCGUCGAAAAUAUAUUGUUGAAAAGCCUAAAAUUGGAAAUAAUUGUUAUUACACUCUA
This is a messenger RNA of Folsomia candida, 3033 nucleotides long. RefSeq lists its product as uncharacterized. NCBI's taxonomy places the organism in Eukaryota, Metazoa, Arthropoda, Collembola, Entomobryomorpha, Isotomidae. The transcript is spliced from 8 exons. The coding region runs from base 182 to 1813 and encodes 543 amino acids. The record is from RefSeq and is a predicted model, not a curated record.